Molecule: messenger RNA, 3958 nt
Organism: Morus notabilis
Lineage: Eukaryota; Viridiplantae; Streptophyta; Magnoliopsida; Rosales; Moraceae
Product: LRR receptor-like serine/threonine-protein kinase
Exons: 3
Coding region: 278-3712 (1144 amino acids)
Biological process (GO): protein phosphorylation
Molecular function (GO): ATP binding; protein kinase activity; protein binding
Source: RefSeq, a predicted model, not a curated record
UCCAAAAUUCCAUUUCUUCUCUGCACAAACAUAACUUGGAUCCGCAGAUUCUGGGUCUUUCUCAAUUUCUUAUAAUACAUACACUAAUAAUUUAACCCUCCCCAAACAAAAAAAGAAAAAAGAAAAACAUACAAAACAUAAGACACCACAUUAUAGCCCACCAGACAUGAUCAUUUUGGUUCCUCCCUAGGUUUAGCUUAAGCUCAAAACUUAAAAACACUUCCUUUCCUGUUCCUCACCUCUUUGGAAUUUGUAGCCACGAAAAUUGUAAUUUGUAAUGCCUCUAAACCCAAUAACAUCAUGGACUUUCUCUUCUUUCUUCUUAAUCCUCCUCUCCUCUUCCCUCACCAUCAUGGUCAUCCACUUCCCUUGCAUGGCUUUAGCCCUCAACCAACAGGGCCAAGCUCUUCUCUCAUGGAAGCAAACUCUCAAUGGCUCCUCACUUCAAUCACUCUCCAAUUGGGACCCCAAUGACGCCACCCCGUGUUCUUGGUUCGGAAUCACCUGCAACUUCAACAACGAGGUUGUCGGACUCGGCCUUAAGUACGUCGAUUUGCUCGGCGAACUCCCGUCGAACUUCUCCUCCUUGUCGUCGUUGAACACGCUGAUAUUGUCGGGAACCAAUCUCACCGGCGGAAUCCCGAGGGAGAUCGGUUCGCUGCCGAAUUUGAUCGAAUUAGACCUCAGCGAAAACGCGUUAACCGGAGAAGUUCCGGUCGACUUAUGCGGAUUGGUUAGGCUAGAGAGGAUGAUACUGAACUCGAAUGAAUUGGAAGGGGCGAUUCCUGAUCACAUUGGUAAUUUGACGAGCUUGAAAUGGCUGACUCUGUAUGAUAAUCAGCUCAGCGGCGGGAUUCCGAGCAGCAUUGGGAGGUUGAGCCGGUUGGAAGCCAUUCGAGCGGGCGGAAACAAGAACUUGGAAGGUCCUUUGCCUGAAGAGAUUGGAAACUGUACUAAUUUAGCCAUGUUAGGGUUUGCGGAGACGAGUCUCUCUGGCUUUCUUCCUUCCUCCAUUGGAAGGCUGAAGAAGCUUCAGACGUUGGCUAUUUACACCGCUCUUCUCUCUGGCCCGAUACCGAAGGAGCUCGGAGACUGCGACGAGCUUCAGAACAUCUACUUGUACGAGAAUUCGCUCUCUGGAUCGAUUCCCAGUGGGCUGGGGAACCUGAGGAAGCUUCAGAAUCUUUUGCUGUGGCAGAACAACUUGGUCGGGACUAUUCCAUCGGAGAUUGGGAACUGCGUUGAGCUUUCGGUCAUCGACAUGUCGAUGAACUCGCUUACGGGAAGCAUUCCAAAGUCGUUUGGGAAUCUCACUUCGCUCCAGGAGCUCCAGCUUAGUAUGAAUCAGAUCUCCGGAGAGAUUCCAGUGGAGAUCGGGAACUGUGGGAAGAUCACUCAUAUUGAAUUGGAUAAUAACCAGAUCGCCGGUACGAUUCCUACCGAGAUGGGAAACCUCUCGAAUCUAACGUUGAUGUACCUGUGGCAGAACAAGCUCGAAGGCAACAUUCCGCCGUCGAUGUCGAAGUGUAGGAAUCUUGAAGCCAUUGAUUUGUCGCAGAAUUUUCUCACUGGAUCGAUUCCUAGCGGAAUCUUCGAGCUCGAGAAGCUUAGUAAGUUGCUUCUUUUGUCGAACAAUCUGUCUGGUAUAAUUCCUCCGGAAAUUGGGAACUGCUCGUCGCUGAUUCGGUUUAGGGCUAGCGACAACAAGCUGACUGGAGCGAUUCCGCCGCAGAUUGGGAAUUUGAGGUUUCUGAAUUUCUUGGAUCUCGGAUCGAACCGGAUCACCGGAGUCAUACCGGAGGAGAUCUCCAGUUGCCGGAAUCUGACGUUCCUCGAUCUGCAUUCCAAUUCAAUCGGCGGAAACCUUCCACGAGGUUUUGAACGGCUCGUCACUCUGCAAUACCUCGACUUAUCAGAUAAUUUGAUCGAAGGAGCCAUAAGUCCCGGCAUCGGAUCGCUGAGUUCACUCACUAAGCUCAUCCUAGGGAAGAACCGAUUCUCCGGAACAAUUCCGAGCCUGCUCCAAUCGUUUUCGAAGCUACAAUUGCUCGACCUGAGCGCAAAUCAGCUCACCGGACAGAUUCCAGGGAGUAUGGGGAAGCUUCCAGCGCUGGAAAUCGCUCUGAAUCUAAGCCGAAACAAGCUCUCUGGCGUAGUACCGGAAGAAUUGACGACCUUGGACAAGCUCGGAAUUCUGGAUCUCUCCUACAACCAGCUCACCGGCGACCUCCACGUCCUCGCCGACAUGCAGAACCUCGUGGUCCUCAACGUCUCCAAUAACGGCUUCUCCGGGCGCGUGCCGGACACGCCCUUCUUCGCGAAGCUCCCCCUCAGCGUCCUCUCCGGCAACCCCUCCCUCUGCUUCGCUGGCGACAGCUGCGCGGGGCCCUGGUCGGCCCGUAACGGCAUGAGACACAGUACGGCGGCGCGCGUGGCCAUGAUCGUCCUUCUCUGCACAGCCGGGGUCCUCCUCCUGGCGGCGCUCUACGUCGUCGUCGGAGCCAAAAGGCAUGGGGCCGGUGGGGACCACGAGAGCGAUCUUGAAGCCGAUGGUGACGUGGAGAUGGGCCCACCAUGGGAAGUCACUCUCUUCCAAAAACUCGAACUGUCGAUAUCCGACGUGGCAAAGUCACUGAUACCUGGCAGCGUAAUAGGUCGGGGCCGAAGCGGCGUCGUUCACAGAGUCGAAAUCCCGUCGGGAACAACCCUCGCCGUGAAAAGAUUCCGGUCCUCGGAGAAGUGUUCGGCGGCGUCAUUUUCGUCGGAGAUCGCCACGCUGGCUAGUAUCCGACACCGGAACAUCGUCCGAUUGCUCGGUUGGGGAGCAAAUCGGAAGACGAAGCUUCUCUUCUACAGUUACAUGGCCAACGGGAACUUGGCUUCGUUGCUUCACGAGGGGAGCGCAGGAUUAGUGGAGUGGGACACCCGGCUGAAGAUAGCGCUGGGCGUUGCCGAGGGCUUGGCGUACUUGCACCACGACUGCGUCCCUGCUAUUGUGCACCGGGACGUCAAGGCGCACAAUAUCCUGCUCGGUGAACGGUACGAGGCUUGCCUGGCCGACUUCGGUCUCGCCCGAUUGCUCGAUGACGAUCAAAACGGUUCGUUUUCGGCCAACCCCCAAUUCGCCGGUUCUUACGGCUACAUUGCGCCGGAAUAUGCUUCGAUGCUGAAAAUCACAGAAAAGAGCGAUGUGUAUAGCUUUGGAGUGGUCCUUUUGGAGAUAAUAACAGGGAAAAAGCCGGUGGAUCCCUCAUUCCCUGAUGGCCAACAUGUCAUACAAUGGGUCCGAGACCACUUGAAGAGCAAAAAGGACCCAGUUGAGAUCCUUGAUCCAAAACUUCAAGGACAUCCAGACAUUCUGAUACAAGAGAUGCUCCAAGCCCUCGGAAUCUCCCUCCUCUGCACGAGCACCCGCGCUGAUGACCGGCCGAGCAUGAAGGACGUCGCGGCCUUGUUGAAGGAAAUUCGACAAGACCCCACCAUAGGAAACGACUCACAGAAGCUCAACAACAACAAGAAAUUGGAUAAUGGUAGUACUACCAAUACUACUACAAAUACCACUUAUUCUUCUUCUUCCAUGGCAGUAAAACCGGCUGAAUUGCUGCUUCUACAAGGCUCGUCUCGUUGCUCACUCACUAAUUACUCAUCUUCCUCAGCUGGCUAUGUCUCCGAAAACAACACCAACAAUAACAACAAGAAUAAUAAUCAAUAACGUAUUAAUCUUGUGACAAUGUGGUAGUGAUGAGAGAGAUAUAUAUACUUCUAGGAGAUCACAACUUUGCUCGUGAUUAGUUAGGAAUAGAGAGCAAACUAUGAGGCAGUGUAAAGAGUAAUUAAUUUUAGGAAAAGGGUAAAAUUUAAUUAUUAGUUUUGAGUUUAAAUUAAAACAAAUGACAAAGGGAGAUUAGCUGCAGAUUAACUGAGUGUACAGCAGGCUAUUUUAAUUGAUUUUGCCACU